This is a messenger RNA of Saxophila tyrrhenica, 942 nucleotides long. It is a transcript of the gene AVO2, whose product is annotated as Target of rapamycin complex 2 subunit avo2. The record is from RefSeq and is a predicted model, not a curated record. NCBI's taxonomy places the organism in Eukaryota, Fungi, Ascomycota, Dothideomycetes, Mycosphaerellales, Extremaceae. The transcript has 2 exons. Gene Ontology annotation, molecular function: protein binding. The coding region runs from base 1 to 942 and encodes 313 amino acids.
AUGACAAUGAUCGACCCCCCCACCCGCCUCCGCCGCGCCAUCCUCCACCCCUCCCUCCCCCUCGUAACCCGCCUCAUCCACACCCACCCCUCCCUCCUCCACAACCCGGACUUCGCCUCCAAAGCCAACACCUCCCUGCACCUCGCCGCGGCCCACAACCACGCGGACAUCGUGUCCUUCCUGCUCUCCGCCGGGCAUGAGGAGGGGGAGAUAAGCAGGAAUACCGAGCAUGAGACACCCUUAAUGCUUGCGGCGCGCGGGGGGGCCGUGGAGGCCGGGAGGGUGUUGGUGAAAAUGUGUCCUGGGUCAGUGGGGAUGAGGAAUGCACGGGGCGAGGACGCGGUGAUGAUUGCGUGUCAGAACCCCGCUGCCACCGGCCUCAUACCUCUCCUCCUCCAAACCUGCGGCCUAGAAGCAGUCGAUCGCGUAGACAACUCCGGCAACACGCCCCUGCACCACGCGAGCGCGAGCGGGUCGCUGAAGGCGCUGCGGAUUCUGCUCGGUGCUGGAGCGAAGCCCUUUGAGCCUAACGGGCACGAUUGGACGCCGCUGGCGUAUUCGCAGACGGUGGCGGCGGAGGUGUAUUUUAAGAAUCUGGUUGCGGAAUUGGAGAGGCGGAAGGCGGAGGGGAUGAAGGCGGAGGAGGAGAGGGUGAAGCAGCGGGUUGGGGGGUUGAGGGUUGUGGGCCCGGAUGAGGAGGGUGGUGGUGGGAGGGGUGGAAUAAUGGAAAGUGGGAGAGGUGGUGGGAAAGGAGAAGCGGUACCGAUGACGCCGGUGGAUGACGAGGAUCAUAUUACUGAUGCGCUGAAGAGGCAUUGGAGCCCUACGGUGGAGCGGAAGAGGCCUGUGACGCCUGGGAGUGCGGGCAAAGCGCCGUUGUCGACGCAUGAGUGGGAUGCGAGGCUGGUACAUGCGAGGACGCGGUCGUCUAGCGGUGGGUGA